CUGAGCGUGUCUCAGUUGAGUUUGUCUGUAGUCUGAGAGAGUUUGUUUUACCCUUUGCUCUCAUUCUGUCCAACACUGAGUCCCCAGCAGUUCUUAUGAAGAUGACUCUAACAGGGAUAUUUUUCAUCCUUGCUGGGAUUAUCUACACAGAGGCGACGGAUGUAGCUGUGGAUGUUAAUCUGAUUGGAUGCACAGACACAGAUGGAGAGUUCAUGUAUGGACUGGAUGGGGAAGAGAUGGCUCACUCAGACUGGAAGGCUGAAAAGUUAGUGAUGACACUGCCUAAGUUUGCUGAUCCAUUUAAAUAUGUGGAGGGCGCAUAUGAGAGUUCAAUUGGACAGAUACAAAUCUGCAGGGCGAACUUGGCAGUAAGCAUACAAGCAAACAAAAACCCAGCAGUGGCAGAGGCCCCCCCCAUGAGCUCCAUCUACCCCAAAUCUAAAGUGAAGGUGGGAACUGAGAACUCUCUCAUCUGCUACAUCACUGCAUUCUACCCUCCCCGGCUCAAUGUGACCUGGACCAAGAACAACAAGAUGAUGACUCAGGGAGUGAGCACCAGUCAGCUGCGGGUCAAUCUUAAAGAUGGCACCUACACCAUGAUCUCCACCCUGCAGUUCACCCCUCAGGACGGGGACAUGUACACCUGCACUGUGGAGCACUCGGCACUGGACCAGCCCAUGACCAGAGAGUUCGAUGUGGAGGUGCCUGCUGAGCCCAGUCUUGGUCCAGCAGUGUUCUGUGGAGUGGGUCUGACUCUGGGGCUGCUGGGAGUGGCUACCGGAACAUUCUUCCUCGUCAAGGGAAACCAGUGCAACUGAAACUGAGUUUGGUUCUGGCUUGGCAAAUGUCAUUAUUCUAAAAGAACAGAUAUUCACUCUGGAAAAUCACCUGAAGCAGUAAAGGGUCACAGCAUCACAUCUGUAAAUUGAUAUAUUUCACAAAUCUUUUUUUUGUACUGGAUUUUUUCUGUCUGUUAAA
This is a messenger RNA of Alosa sapidissima (American shad), 978 nucleotides long. RefSeq names its product H-2 class II histocompatibility antigen, A-U alpha chain-like. Gene Ontology annotation, cellular component: membrane; MHC class II protein complex. The coding region runs from base 96 to 818 and encodes 240 amino acids. Gene Ontology annotation, biological process: immune response; peptide antigen assembly with MHC class II protein complex; immunoglobulin production involved in immunoglobulin-mediated immune response. NCBI's taxonomy places the organism in Eukaryota, Metazoa, Chordata, Actinopteri, Clupeiformes, Clupeidae. The transcript is spliced from 5 exons. Gene Ontology annotation, molecular function: MHC class II protein complex binding. The record is from RefSeq and is a predicted model, not a curated record.